CGUAACCAUUCUGGCUCAAGUCAUCAGCGGCACUCACGCCUACUCCAACGCCAUCGCAUACACAAUCUUGCCUCGCGGCAGCGGGCGCCCUUUCCCCUCAGAGAACGCACGUGCGCAUGGCCUUCGUGCAGAUGGCCAUCGUGCGCCUUGGCCUCCUGGUCGUGCAGGCCGGCGUGGUGGAGGGCCUACUCGUUGACGCGGUUCGCGCGCCCUUCUCGUCGAUGUUCUGAAUUUCCUGAACAACAAACACUGGCAGACCUGCUUUGUUUUUCCAGCAUCAGACAAAUUCCAGACUGUCAGUUCAGAGGGGCGUUCACCAGUGGCAAUUACGCGUACCUCACGCCUUACUUCUCAGGCAACGCUGGGUGGGGCGGCGUGCUCGUGCGGUUGGACCUCUCGGAUUUCUCGACGGUGGAAUCGCUGGACCUGAGGACAGUCGACAACGAUCUGCAGUAUUUUGAAGGAGGAUUUGCUCAUGGCGGCUACGGGUACCUGGUUCCAACAUCAACCACAGGGUGGACAAUAUCAUACGACGUCAGAAUGGGCAAAGUCGUCAGAUUCAGCUUGUCAGAUUUCAGCCUCAGCACCGUGCAAGUCCUCGACCUUGCGCAGACCGACGCCACUCUGAAAGGGUUCAGCGGUGGGUUUACCGAUGGCGCGUGGGGUUACAUGGUGCCGUGGUACCCUGCCACCACCGCUGGCCGGAUCCCCAUCUAUUCUGGCAAAGUGGCUCGGUUCAGCCUGGCAGAUUUGAGCACGGUGCAGGUGCUCGACUUAGAGGCGAUCGACCCGAGCCUUGAGGGUUUCUACAUGGGGUUCUUCGCUGGCGGUUGGGGGUAUUUACUCAAAUCCAUGACUAAUAACGCGGAUGAUGGGAAAAUGCUUCGAUUCAGCGUGGCAGAUUUUACUACAGUGGAAGUGCUCCCCAACGAACACCGACGCUGGCCUCGCCGGCUUCUUCGGCGGAUUCACCGACGGUACGUGGGGGUACGUUGUGCCGUACCAUUCGGGGAGUGGCGGAAGUGGCCACUUUGGUAAGGUCCCGCGGUUCAGGCUGGACGACUUCAGUACGGUGCAAGUGCUGAAUCUAGCAGAUCAGAAUCCGGCCCUGACAGGAUUUUACAACGGUUUCACGGACGGUGCGUUCGGGUAUGUGAUGGGCUACGACAGCGGCGCCUACCACAUAGCGGUGGUGAGGUUCAACUUGGCCGAUUUCUCCACCAUCGAGGUGCGCGACUUUGCUUCAGAGGUGGGCAAUAAGGAUCACAUGACAGCGGGCGGCUUCGUGCACGGCGACGACAGCUACGCUGUCACGGCAGGCGGCAGGGUCAUCUGCUUCGACGCCCAGCCUGCCGCCCAGGCGGCUCCGCCUCUGAGCCCGAGCCCGACUACUCGCCCUCGCGCCGCCCGGCGCGGGCGCGGGGGGCCCUUGGGGCCUCCGCCGUCGGCGACCCGCAUCUGCAGAACGUUCACGGCGAGCGGCUCGACCGGAUGAAGGAGGGCAAGCAUGUUCUGAUAAGCAUCCCUCGUGGAAAGAGCCCUGACAGCGCCUUGCUCCACGUGAAGGCCGAUGCGCGCCGGUUGGGUGGGCAGUGCGCGGAUCUGUGCUUCCAAGAGCUGAACGUUACGGGGUCUUGGGCAGAGGCAAAGCAGGCUGGAGGGUAUCGCUACAGCGUGUCGCAUCACGACGUCGAGACUCCGGGGUGGAUUGCCUCUGGCGAGGUUGAGCUAAAAGUCAUUCGUGGACGUACGCACAACGGCCUCCGUUACUUGAGCGUGUACGCGAAGCAUUUGGGUCGAGCGGGGUUUGCUGUCGGGGGGCUGCUGGGGGAAGAUGAUCAUGAGGACGUAAUCGUUCCCACAGGCUCAUGCGCCAAGCAUCUGGCUCUGGUGGGCGACGAGAAAGCGGGCAGCGAAGACCCUUCGGUUGUCUCAGUCGCGUCAGCAACCCUCGCGUAGCUGCGCUGCGGCCUGGGCGGCACCGAGGGCAUCUCCCCGACCAGCUUCGCGAAUGGUUUUCGCCAAGCAUGAGGCUCGCUCUUCCUCCUUCGCCACUUGCGUCUCCGCCCGAAGGGCGCCGGUGGGUCGCAGGCGCGGGGUGGCGUCGGGCUGCCAUGAGUCGGCACUCCCUGCGGGCGCUCCACUUCGCGGGCUUGUCAGGAGCUCAGCGGGACCUCAGAGAGGGCCCCAUGUUGCAUCGCCGCCGCCCUCAUUUACUCCACAUGCGUAGGCACUCAGAGCCGUGAGCGCCACUUAUUGAGCGGUGACGCCAAUUGGGGCGGUCGCAGGCCAGAUUUUGCAAGUCCGUGGCCGCGCCCCCUGAGGCGCUAUCAGUUCGGCGACCGCGCCUGAAGCCAGCGCCGGUGGGCACUCUCCUGUCCUCCCCUCCUCCCCUCGUGCCUGGCCCUCGGCCAGUGGACGGAGCGAAUGCACUCGCGCCGUUGGGCCAGCGCCACUUCUGCUGCUGUUUCGGUUCAGGACUUCCGCUUCUGAAAAAAAAA
This is a messenger RNA of Prorocentrum cordatum, 2501 nucleotides long. Lineage: Eukaryota; Dinophyceae; Prorocentrales; Prorocentraceae. The record is from the annotation of a GenBank genome assembly.